Messenger RNA from Naegleria fowleri, 1908 nucleotides. RefSeq lists its product as uncharacterized. Gene Ontology annotation, molecular function: protein binding. Lineage: Eukaryota; Heterolobosea; Eutetramitea; Acrasida; Naegleriidae. The transcript has a single exon. The coding region runs from base 1 to 1908 and encodes 635 amino acids. The record is from RefSeq and is a predicted model, not a curated record.
AUGUGUGUCCCUCAUCAGCAGCAACUUCCGACCAUUCCAUUCUUAAAUACAGCUAUUUCGGAGGAUCAUUUCAAAGCACACCUUCUUGCACAAUCUUGGGAGUUAACUGCACGACAUAAGCAGGAUCCAAACCUAGAUUUAGAUGAUCAAUAUUGGAAAGUGAUUUUGGAAAUUGAUCACGAGAGAAAGUUUGAAUAUGUAUUCCACAAGGACGUCAUUGCUGACAACUCUGCAUUAUUUCAUAAUAUUAUAGGAGCAAUGUAUGACUUUGAAGAUUUGAAGCAACACAACACAUGUAUUCAAAUUGUCUCUGAUGAAGAAAGGAUUGUUUUUGAGCAAGUAAUUAUUCCAUGUUUAUACGGGUCAAGAUUCAUCGAAAUUACGAAAGGAUCACAGUUGAUCAUUGCGUUGGACUUUUUUGAUUAUUUACAAAUGGAAAGUUUUAAAUCCUUGCUUCAACCUUCAUUUUUUGAGCUCUAUACAUCAAAGCCUACUAGAAACAAAACAGAAUAUUUAGAUGAACAUAGCGAUUAUUAUUUGAGAGUUUAUUUUGACACACAUCCUACUUUUGUAGUUGACCCUUUCUACGUCAAUUAUCAUUACGAGCGAUGUAUUAAGGGGUUUUGCAAGUUUUUACAACCAAAGAAUUUGACGAGAUGCGAGAAACUUUUUUCAACUAUGAAUCCAGAAAACUUUUUGCAAUUAGUUUCGCAAGACUCCUUGGGAAUUUAUGAAGAAGAUCAAUUGGUGGAUGCAAUUGAAAUAUUUUUGCGAGUUCAUCCUCAAAUUCCAAAAGAAUUUCUCAACAAAAUUUGGAGACAAGUGAAAGUGAAAUUUGUGAGGGAUCAAACUUUUUUCAAGUUGAUGAAUCACGAUAGCAUUGACAAUGCAACCAAGGAGUUCAUGAAAAAAAAGAGAAAUGAAAAUAAUGAAACUAGGAGAGAUUAUAUCAACCCAAUUAUGAUGAUAGCGACAAAUGUUGGAACAUUGGAAAAGUGGAACAUUUACAAAGACUCUUGCGAAUACUCAGUGAAGGUACAUACUGGGUACAUUCACGAUAUCAUCUGCAAAGAUAUGGGAGAUUAUAGUUUUAUUUUCACAUGUGGCGAUGAUGGCAGAGUGUGUCUUUGCAAAUCAGAGAAAAAAGGCCCUCUUAUGUUCAUUAAGGCAAUUCAAUUUUCACCCAUCACGCCUGUCUUGUCCAUAUCUGCCAAUGAUAAUGUUCUGACAGCAGUUACUGGUUUAGGACAAGUCCAUUGCGUCGAUAUUUCCUCGAACACCUCUGACAAAGUGACGCCUGUCAUGUCAAUAUCAACCUUGAUUGAAAAUGAUACUCCUUCUAGAUGUGUAGUAGUCACCAAUUCUCACAUAUUCAUUGGAGAUACAAUAGGUCAUAUACAUGUUUGGAACCUUGGGAAUUCAGUAGAUUCAAAAAGAUAUUACAUCCACACCAAACAAGUGAUGUGCAUGAAAGUCAUUACCUUCAAAAACAAUGAUUAUUUAUUAAGUGGAGGAUGCGACCGAAAAGUGGUCAUUUGCAAGAUUGAUCGUCAAGACGGCAGCUUGUCACGCCUCCAAACAUUUGACGUUUCGACUGGUUAUAUAUAUUCCCUAGAUUUUAUACUUAAAUCAACUGAUGAUUUUGCAAGAAAUGCGAUUGUCACUGGGGCAACAGACUUCAUGGUGAAUGUGAUUGAGAUUGGAUCAGGAAUAGCUACCUCAUUUAGAGAGCAUCAAAACUUCGUUUAUUCCGUGAUUUCGAAUGGAUUUCAAGCCAUCAGUGCAAGCGAUGAUUCCUCAAUUAGGGUUUGGAAUACAGAGACAGGAGAGUGUGAUCAAAGUCUUUUCUUACCAAAUGCUGCCCGUAAAAUUGUAAUAGAGAGUUCUCAAAGUUUCCAAAAUCAUUAA